Molecule: messenger RNA, 5036 nt
Organism: Gryllus bimaculatus (two-spotted cricket)
Lineage: Eukaryota; Metazoa; Arthropoda; Insecta; Orthoptera; Gryllidae
Source: the annotation of a GenBank genome assembly
AUUAAAGAUAUGUUUGAGUAAAAUUUAAUAUUUGGGAUGUAGCAUCAUUCCGAUAUCCGAAAAUAACAUUAAAUAUUUACACAUUAUCUAAAAAAAUAGUUUUGGAAAUGCUCGAAGAACAUUUUUGUCAGGUAACAAGUCUUGUUUCAGGAAACACCUCUGUCACAAGCGGGCGUUGAGAUUGCAUGUGCGCAAUGGGUCAUGCUUUAUGUGUAUAGUAUUAAAAAAUGUAUUUAAAACAAUAUUUAGAGAAAAAGACGUAGAAAAAAGUAUGUGGUCUGAAUAGCUAUGAAUUGUAAUAAUUUUAUAUUUGAAUGUUUACUUUUUAUAGUGUUCAAUAUCUCUUGUGAAGCCUAACCUAAUAUUUUGCCGUGUAAUUCCUAACCUUGGUAUCUUAAAGAAUUUUGAAUUUAAUGGAUAAGUUAGCUGAACAAGCCCUUUUACGUUCUCUUCUUGUCACACGUUGAUAAAGUAAAUAAGGAUGGCACGUCGUGUGUCGUCUUUGUGUAAAGCAACGCAAUGGAGCUUUUUGAAGAACUUUGUUUCGGGGCCAGUGACAGUUGUAUAUUCUCAACAAUUAUACCAUACCCAAAGAAAAUUGUUGACUGCCUCCACAUCUCGUCUACCGUUUUUCACGUGUUACCGAUAUCAGCAUCAGCAGUCGAGGGACUCGGAUGAAAGUGAUGAUAAUGAUGUUCCCAGAGUACAACGUAUGAAAGAACAUGAAUCUAUUUUGCGAGAUGUUAUUGCAAGAGGAGAACCAUUGUCCAAAGAUGAAUGGAAUAAAGUGAAACAAGAAGUUUUUAAUUUAAAUAGUUUUGUGAAUGCAGAAAACAUUGAUGCUAUCAUAAUGGGCUUGUGUAUUGGUGAAAAACAGUUUGCUGUAGGAUCAUCUCUAUUGGAUAGUUUGAGAGAAUCUGGUAUUUCUCCAAACACUGCAACACUUGCAAGGUUCUUGAAGUUGUGUUAUGACUGCAAAGCUGGUGAUGAAGAAUCUGUUCUUGGAAUUUGUAAUGAAAUAAGAAACCGCUGUCCAGUCCUCGAUGCUUCCACAGCUGACAAUGUGAUCCAUGGCUUGGCGCUAACAUCACGUUGGCAGGAAGGUUUAGAACUGCUGUCGGAAAUUCGGUUAUCUGCAGUUCCUAUUUCAGCCAGUUUCAAUGUCCUGGCUGAAGCUGCUUUUAAAAAUGGAGAGCUGAAACUGGGCUGGGAGCUUAUGGAACAGAUGUUGCAAUUGGAACGACGACCAACUCCUCCGGUUUACAAAGCUUGGAUUGACCAGUGUAUGAGGACAAAGGGAAGUGAGGCCAGUGUAAUGAUUGGACAGCUUCUUGACUUCUGGGCUGAUCACGAUCUCAGGCCAUCUCUAGAUGUUGCAGAGCACUUACGAAGUUGGUUUGAACAUGACAAGUACUCCUGGGAAGGUUGCUUUACAACAAUAUCUCCUAGAGGUUCCUGUCAAAACUGCCGGACAGUGCUACGCAAAAGGAAGAUAACAACUGCGGAAUUUGAAGCAAUGCGUAAGGAGUUUUUUGAGCAAGUGAUUGUUGGAAGUAAUGUCUUUCUCAAAUCAAACCCUGAGGAGUUGGAGACAUUCCAGCAGUUUCUGUCACGAACAGCACCGUAUGAUGUAGUCAUUGAUGGACUAAAUAUUGCUUACUCUUCAGGAAGAUUACGACCCCAGCAGGCUGUAAAAGCGUUGGAAUCAGUUGUUCAACAUUUUGCUACUCGAAAGAAAAGAAUGUUAGUUUUGGGGAGACGACAUAUGCAAAAUUGGCCACAGAAAGAAAUGAACUAUAUCCAUGAACAUGCAUUUGUUUUCCUGGCACAGAAUCUAUCUCAGGAUGAUCCCUUCCUUCUUUAUGCUGCGAUGUAUAGUGGCCCCUUCACACAGUUUGUGUCACGGGAUCUAAUGCGCAGUCAUGUGUAUUUACUAAAAGAUACUUCUCUACGACGUAUUUUUCGGCGGUGGCAACAACAGCGGCAAUUGCAACUGAUCCGAGCAAUAUCAGGACAUGUCACCGUUAUGCCACCAUUAUCAUACAAUCCUUCCGUACAACAAGGACCUGGUGCUGUAUGGCAUGUUCCGUAUGAUACUGAAUUCAAGGUUCAACCAAAGCAAAUGUUUGAACCUCCACGACAUUGGCUAUGCCUGAGAGAGGCUAGCCAGUGUUCAUAAUUAGUUUGUGUUCUAGUGGUGUUCAGAAUUUUCAAGUUCUGACUUCGAGCCUAGUUAGCAGAAUUAUAGGUUAUGUAAUUCGAUUUGAAGGAUCUACAGUAUUUUAUGACUCAAUACAUCGAGUUUGUCUGUGGUAACUCUUGUACAUAUAGGACAUGAGGUCCAUGAAUUAGAAUGGAACUACAAGCCUUUAGUGUAAUGGUUGUUUUAAUAGAAUGUACAAAUUUUGCACAAAUUGAUGAAACCCAACAUCUUUAUAAUUGUUUGAAAAUUAUAACUAGUUGUUGCAGAUUUUUCUAUUUUAAAUGUUCUUUCAACAUGUGCAUGUUGCACGAUCUUAGUACUGAUUUGAAUAAUUGGGAGAAAGAUGAUGUAGUGACUGAUUAAUGAUACAUUUUUUACACUUGAAUGUUUUUAAAAGAUGAAUAGUUUUGUAAUUGGUUAUUUGUAUUGUUUCAUACAAACAUUUUGUUGAUGUGUGAACAAAAAAUGUUUUCAGAGAAUGGCACAUUUAGCAUGUCUUCAGAACUAUAUACUGAAUAUUGCUAAAGUGAAAUGAGAUCAUUGCUAUAUCAGUUCUAUUUUUCAUGUUUAAGAUUGAUUAUCUUUGCCCCUUUUACAGUGUCCAUUUUUUGUAGUAAUUGGUUAUAAAUGUAUUUGGUGUGCAAUCUCUUUGUCAGGCAAUGUUGUUGAGAAAACCUGACUGAUUAAAUUAUAGAACAGUGAAACCUGUCUUAAGAUGGAAACCUACCAUCCCAGACAAAAAAUUUUAGUACGGAAUGAUUUCAUCUGAAUAAAUGACCUCUGGGAAGCUGGUAACCGGUUUAACACGGAAUGGUUUAUAAAGAACAUAUAUAGAUUAUACCUAGCUAAGAAGGAAAUUUAUUUGUAAAUUUCCUGCUCUAUCUUUGGAAUGGCAUUAUGCGAAGGGUGAUGUCCAGAGAAAAUACAGGGAACGACAAAUAAUUCCCCUUAGACCUGCUGUCGGGGAAUCUUUGGUAAACACCUUGACUUUGGCGGUUUUGUUGCAUCUUCCUCAUGCUUUGGUGUGAUUUCAUCGCUGACUGAAUCGCUGUUGUUCCGAAUCCUUAAUGUUGGUUGUCCAUACCCUUGUUAAUUCUUAAAAGCGGCCCCACAUUUUCAUCAGUCGAUAAUGGAAUUUCAGGAAUGCUGUCUUGUCUUCCCAAUGUAGCAGUCAUAGGGUUGAGGGGGUGUAGAUCAUACAAUUUAGUGACCACUUGUAGUGGAGUGUAAAAAUUUCUUUGAAUCUUACAUGCAAAACGCUUCUGCUACAGAAGAAAAUGGGUAUGACUGAAGAUCACAAGAAGAAGUCAUUCCGCAAAGGACCUUGUUACGAAAUUCAAAGGGGAUGAAACUCAAAUUUGUGAUAUUUUAUGAAAUAAGAACCAAAUUCAAAACGAAUGAUUAAAAAGACAUUUAUAUAAAAAAUACUGUAUUUAAGUUUUAAGUUGAAAUCUGCCAAGUUGGAAAUUUUUUGAAGGAAUCAUGAGGUUCUUUCUUAGACAGGUUUUACUGUAUUUGUAUUUACUACGAUUGAAUUCAACUCUUUGGAAGUAUGGAUUUCCCUCUCAGUCAUGUGGUAAUGUUGUUGCCAUCAUCUUCCAUGGUUUUACUAUUCUUUCUUCCAUCCCAUGUUACUAAAUGUUGUACAUUAAGACAAAUCAAUUGUGGCAGAAAUUCCAUGGGACCUCUUCAUGUAUUAAAAGGCUAGUCCACUUCUUAUAUUAUUGGAAGAUACCAUGUUUAUCCACGUUACAGGAGAAUCAAGCUUGUUUCAUUUUAAUUUUCUGGGAAUACUAGAAUCAAAGCGUGAGAAAGUGUACCAUCAAAUGAGUAAAUAAACUGUAUAUCUUGUUUCUUUGUGUAAUAAGUUUAUUCUUUGCUUCUCCUGUUAAAAAGAAAAAAAGAAAAGAUUUCUUGUAUUUUAAUAUAGAGAAGGGAUGGUCCUUUCUGUGUAGUUUUACUGUCCAGUUGUAGAAAAUGCUUCAAACCUUUAUAUCAGUUGUAUGAAUUGAAUGUACAAGUGGGUGUUUUCAACUUUUCAGAUGGAACAGUCAAAUAAGAUUAAAUUAUAAUAUAUUUUGUCUUCCUAAGGUGAUUUAUAUUUGGUUGUUUCAAAUGCAUCUCAGUUAAGGGCCUGAGAACAAAAUGCCAGGUACAUACAUUUGUGUAAAAUGUCACUUUCCUGGUUUAUGUUUUGUGUGUCUUAUUAAAGAACUUGACUUAGCUAUCUUUUUGGGCUUUGAGCGUGUAUGUAGAUAUGGAGUAAUCCUCUGUUAAAUUUCAUCGUUGUCUCAUAAUGGUGCAGUCAGUUGCCUUUUAUCCCUUCGGUCAGGGGGAACCUUUAGUAACUGGGAUUUCCAGACAGUCCACUGUCUGGGUCCAUGUCCCUUCUGGGAACCUGUGGUGUCUUGAAUUGCUUAACUUCCACGACUUUACGUAGUUGAGCAAUUCGGUUAAUAACACCAUCAUAUUUUUACUUUCAGACAAGUGAGAGAAUAUGAGAGGUAGAAUCUGUACUUUGAUGUUCAUUGUUUUUUACUUGAAAGACUGCAUUUGAUGUACAUUGAAUGUUUGUACGCUAUUUUCUAUGCAUUUUCUUAUAGAGAAGAAUAUUCAUAUCCGUUAUACAAAUUCAAAUCUAUAAGUAUUAAAUAAAGCUUGUUUAUUUAAAGUAUUUAGCCCACCAUUGUUCAAGAAAUGUUGGAACUUCAACUUUUGAUUUAUGAAAAGUCAAAACAAGAACCAUUGAACUUUAUUAUCAGAAAACAUACAUUCAUUUCAAACACAUGAGAAUAUUAAAAAUAAUUCUAUUAAAGAAUCAAAAUUUUUCAUU